This is a messenger RNA of Anastrepha ludens (Mexican fruit fly), 7188 nucleotides long. RefSeq names its product jmjC domain-containing histone demethylation protein 1 (gene Kdm2). Gene Ontology annotation, molecular function: histone demethylase activity; zinc ion binding; DNA binding. The coding region runs from base 244 to 4086 and encodes 1280 amino acids. The record is from RefSeq and is a predicted model, not a curated record. The transcript has 6 exons. NCBI's taxonomy places the organism in Eukaryota, Metazoa, Arthropoda, Insecta, Diptera, Tephritidae. Gene Ontology annotation, biological process: regulation of transcription by RNA polymerase II; protein demethylation.
UCAUUAGUUUCGUUGCCAGCGCGAAUUGUGGACGUGUGUGGAUACUUCAUUUUACGGCAAAUCCUCUUCCAGCAGCUAAAAGAAUUAUUUGUCGAUUGUGUGCUUCGCGCGACUCACAACAGUUCAAAAAUAAGUGUUUCAGUGAUAAAACGGAACAAACCGAUAUUUUCCUCAAAUCAAAAACAUUUGGAAAAGUGAAUUGUGAGUGGGUAAUACUGAAUUGAGCUGAAAAAUUCGGUGGCGAUGUCCGAAACGGGGUCGCCAGGCAAGACGCAGAAAGGUGGACAGCAGCAGCGUCGCCAAUUGCGCGAACGCAAACAACGUAAACUUUAUCUUGAAGAGUGGACAUUGGGAGAUGAUGAUUUGGAAGGGGCACGGGGAUUUAGCGUGUCAGAAAAAUUAGAAUCUUCGAAGUUUGCACAGACCAGUAUGGUUCGUGAGAUGCGUGGAAGUGAUUUGACUGUGGGCUUCCUUCAACAAUAUGGCUUCAAUAUUCCAUUAUUGUUUCGUGAAAAUGCAGGCUUGGGUUUACGUAUGCCUGAUGCCAAUGAAUUUACCGUGAAUGAUGUGAGGCUGUGCGUUGGAUCACGUCGUAUACUGGACGUAAUGGAUGUAAACACACAGAAAAAUCUACAAAUGACAAUGAAAGAGUGGCAACAGUAUUAUGAUAAUCCACAAAAAGAUCGACUACUUAAUGUAAUCUCGUUAGAGUUUUCCCAUACACGAUUAGACAAUUAUGUGCAAUGUCCGGAAAUUGUUCGGCAGAUCGAUUGGGUGGAUGUAGUGUGGCCAAAGCGUUUGAAAGACGCUCAAAAGGAGGGCACAAACGUACUGGGAGAAAUGAUGUAUCCAAAAGUACAAAAAUAUUGUCUUAUGUCAGUGAAGAAUUGCUACACAGAUUUUCACAUAGACUUUGGUGGCACUUCAGUCUGGUAUCAUAUUUUGAAGGGCAGUAAAGUAUUUUGGUUGAUACCACCAACAGAAAAAAAUUUACAACUAUACGAGAAGUGGGUGCUGUCCGGCAAGCAGGCAGAUGUUUUCUUUGGCGAUACAGUCGAAAAGUGUGCCCGGGUCUAUCUAACUGCGGGUAACACUUUCUUUAUACCAACUGGUUGGAUCCAUGCAGUAUACACUCCCACAGACACACUAGUAUUUGGCGGUAACUUUUUGCAUUCCUUUGGUAUUGUUAAACAACUUAAGACGGCGCAGGUGGAAGAUGCUACUAAAGUACCGCAAAAAUUCCGAUACCCUUUCUUCACCGAAAUGUUGUGGUAUGUCCUGGCACGUUAUGUUUAUACUCUUCUGGGUCACUCUCAUCUGGAAGGCGAACCUUCGGUAAGCGAGGAGGAAAUGGCAAAACGUCAUCAUGUACAUCUCACGCACUAUGAACUUUUUGGUCUUAAAGAGAUCGUCAUGUAUUUAUAUGAUUUGCCACCACAAAGAAAAAACGUACCAGAACUUGUGCGCGAUCCUGUGGCAUUGAUCAAGGACGUGCGUACGCUGGUGGAACGCCAUUGCAAGGAUAAGCCAGAGUUAGCAAUAACCGGUGAGUCGGUGUUGAAACCGCCCGGUCAGAUGCACCCGACAUUUCAGGUGUACGACCGCACGAUAGUCAAGCAGGAAAUCAAGGCAGAGAUUGCACGAAAAAAUUCAGAAAUCAUACGUGAACAACAGCAAUUAGAUGCAGCCAACGCAGCAAAUGCGGCAGAAUUAUCAUCGUCCAACAAUGCGGUGCCAAAUAAAAGUGAUAUCAAUCCCAAAUCCAAUGUCAUAUCCACUACAAAUCCCACAGAUAAUGGCGGUGUUAUUGUAAAAGAGUGUAAAAAGGAACCUGUGGAGAACGGGACACCGCAGCCAGGUAAGACAGCCACAUUCGUAUCACCCUCGGACAGCCUUAAGUACCGUCCGCCAAAGAAGAUGCACCUGGCUAAUGCUGUUGCUGCGGCAGCCAAUCAGGCUAAUAACACCGUCAGUGUUAUCGCAUCUUGCUCAAGCUACAAUACUGUUACCGCUGGUAAUUCUACCGCCACAACAACAACUUCGACAGUAACAACGACUGUGGGCUCGAACCAAACUCAUUUGCAAUCACAUAUACCGCCACAUGCACAUAACGCAAACACAGUUAAUACUGCAGAAUUCUCUUGCCUCUCACCGAACGAGUCGAAGCUGUCACCCAAUGUGACCGGUACUGGACAGCCGCGUCGUCGACGAACGCGUUGUAAAGUGUGUGCUGCUUGUCAACGUUCCGAUUGUGGUGAGUGCAGCUUCUGUUUGGAUAUGGUGAAAUUCGGCGGUCCAGGGCGCGCUAAGCAGACUUGCAUGAUGCGUCAGUGUCUGUCACCGAUGUUACCGGUGACAGCGCAAUGUUUUGUUUGUCAUUUGGAUGGUUGGCGUCAAGUACCCGUGUCGCCUCAAACUAAACAGUUAGCAUCGCUAGAAGGACCGUCAUCGCUAAUGGAAUGUUCAGUGUGUUAUGAGAUUGCGCAUCCUGAUUGUGCGCUGUCGCUGUUGGAUGGCACCGAAGAUGCGGCAGAUGCUAAGGGUAUAAUGAAUGAGGACUUGCCAAAUAGUUGGGAAUGUCCGAGCUGUUGUCGAUCGGGAAAAAAUAAUGACUACAAGCCUCGUCACUUUCGAGCACGUCAAAAGUCUUCGGAGGUUCGGCGCACUUCAGUGGGAGGUUCAAAUAUCGUUGCAGUCGGGCACGAUCACGACAGCAAUCAGUUGCCACCGCCCAUUGGACAAUAUAAUGAUUUUGUUUUCACAAGUGAAUCGGAAAUGGAGUCUUGUACAGCAAACGCUGUACAUUGGAAGCAUGGUGGCAAGCGGCAUCACCACCACAUUGAAGUGAAGACUGAGCGUAGCUAUGAUACCUCUUCGCCGGGUAUCUCGCCCAACGCAACUAGCGAUCGCAUAAAGAGGCGUAAGAGUGAUGACGGAUUGAGCUUGUGUAGCAGUAUGCAGGACAGUAUUGAUGCGGGAGCAUCCAUGGAUUGCCAUGUGGGCGCCGGCAACGGUGGUAUUAGCGGCGGCAAUGGCACACAAAUGUCGCGGAAAAAAAAUUCAAUACGUUCACAGUUGGCUCAACAAAUGCUCAAUUCAUCAACGAGAGUACUUAAGAAACCUCAAUAUGUGGUACGUCCCGCUGGUCACUUAUCGUCCAGUGGAAGCGGCUUAACUGGUAGUCACAUUAGUGUCGCAAAUUUGGCCCUCGAUCCAACAUUACUUAAAAUCAUCUUUCGCUAUUUGCCUCAAGAGACCCUAGUCACCUGCUGUUCGGUUUGUAAAGUAUGGUCGAAUGUGUCCGUAGAUCCUGAUCUCUGGAAAACAAUGAAUUGUGCUGAGCACAAGUUGUCUGCUUCACUACUUACGGCGAUUGUGCGUCGUCAACCGGAGCACUUAAUAUUAGACUGGACUCAAAUUGCCAAAAGGCAGCUAGCCUGGGUAAUUGCACGCCUACCGGCACUAAAACAUCUCUCGCUGCAGAAUUGUCCAAUACAGGCGGUGCUGGCUCUGCACACUUGCCUCUGCCCGCCAUUACAAAUACUAGAUAUGAGCUUUGUGCGUGGUCUUAACGAUGCCGCCAUUCGGGAUAUACUGUCGCCUCCCAAGGACUCACGACCCGGCUUAGCAGAUUCGAAGACACGACUUCGAGAUCUUAAAACUCUAAAAUUGGCUGGAACAGAUAUAACCGAUGUGGCACUGCGCUACAUAACGCAAGCUUUGCCGAAUCUUGUGAAUCUGGAUCUCUCAUCAUGUCAGCGUGUAACAGAUGCCGGAGUGGCACAAAUUGGAACGUCACCAACGGCCAUCGCAAAAUUGGUGGAAUUGAAUUUGAGCUCUUGUCGACUGGUUUCUGAAUUUUCAUUGGAACACUUAGCUAAAUGCGAACAAUUGAUUUGGUUGGAUUUGCGGCAUGUACCGUUAGUACCAACACAAGCAGUGAUAAAAUUUGCAGCCGAAUCUAAGCACGAUCUCUGUGUGAAAGAUGUAAAGCUGGUGGAAAAGCGGCGACCGCAGAAAACGACGCAACCAACAACGGCAUCGAGUUUAGGGGGAAUGGGUUCAGUGAGCAGUUGGAAUGACUGAAUGAUUGUAUGGGUGGAUUGUAAUUAGAUUUUAUGAAGUGCAGUGAGGGUACAAAAUGUUCAAUGUAAAUAUUUAAGUGAAUGGCGAGCAUAUUAAUUAUCUUCAUAUAAGUAAGCAACUAGACUGUAAAAGAUUUUUAGCAAGUCCAAAAUGGUGUCUGAAAGAAUGUAAUUUGCAAAAAUCAAGCAUGAAAUAAUAAUAAUCUCAUACACGAAUCGUAGGUUAUUGCUGUUGUGGCAGCCUAGUCCCCAUCGCAAGUGGCUAUAUUUGUAGUAGCUUACCAAGACCAAUUGGCAUCGUCGCUGGCGUCUGGUUCAAUAAACGCACUGUUUGCCCUUGGUCAGACCAAAUGACUUAUUAAGUGGUGCCAUACGGCUUUCAGUCGAAAAGGAACAUAUUUUGCGUAUGUUGAUGUUAAUCCUGGAUAGAUAGGAGUUUAAGCUGCAACAAUAUCCAAAAUUCAAUUCUGAAAGCAAAUGCAGGUCUUAUGAGCUAGCUAAAGAUCUUCGUCGCAAUAAGGUGUGAUUGAUUGUUGUAAGUUUUAGCCUUACUAAGACCUGUCUAGGUGGGUGUUCCACUAAAUGCUAUUGACUGAGGUUAACUAACGAUAGAUCAUACCAUUUCGAUGGGUUCGGGCCAAAGGGAGAAAAUAUUAGAUGAGUUGAAGCAUGUGAAGAGAUAGUUAGUGUCGUGAGGGAUAUAUUUUUCUUCUCUUCACUUCUUGGAUAUAUGUUUUAUAUAUCGGGGAGCAAUCAGGAUGAGUAGUAGUUCAACGUGCUACCAUAUCCAGAUCAUAAUUGAGCCGGCGAAUGUGAUUGUGUUUUGCUCCUUUUGGAAUGAUUUUGGGGGAAAUGUCAGGAGACAAAUGUCGCCGGCUUAAUUAACGCAGUGUAGUUUAAGCCAGCCGCCGUAGCCGAAUGGUUGGAGCGUGACUACCAGAAAAAGAUAGUUAUAAUAACGAUUGCCCCUCGGGCAAUGACUAACCUCCGACUAACCAUGAAAAUGCUAGGAUAGACUCGCCAAUCGCUGUUUCAUUUAUAUUAGUGUUAUUUGGUGUGCCAUCAACUUUGAUAUUAUGCUCAAGCUUGAACUCCUUUGUCCCCCAUUUCAUAGUGGGGAGUGUAAGGUUUGUUGCAGUACAGAACGGAAGGAACAAAAAUAAAACCAUUUGCUUUUAAAUAGAAAGCGUGAAUAUCAUUACCGAACACUCAAUCGCAUAUUCCAAUAGAGAAAUCUCCUCCAGUAGCGUUGUGUGUAUCCUAAAUUAAGUACCAAAAGCCUUCGAUAAGUUUAAGGCAGCUAUGCUUUAGGCCACGAUUUAUCGUUAUAUUUAUGCUAUCGAGUAAUAUCGUUGUUGUUGUUGUAGCAGCAUAAACAUUCCCCAUACUUACAUACGGGGAAUGCUGCUGGAGUGACAGUCCUUGGCCGGAUAUAAAUCCGGGUCGUUUCGGUAACGUAGAACCGACUGUCGUGGAAACGCGAGUAAUAUCGUCGUAUUGUUUACUUAAUGGAAGUCAUGGUGAUGCGUUCCCCAACUACAAAAUAAUUCAGGUUUUUUGCUAUUACGGGCAAUAGUUUCAGCGAUCUAACUUUUUAGUCCUGAGCGCUUGCACCCACUCCGCAUGUUCAAACUGCAUACGUGUACUUGACGUGGCAUACAUGGCUUAGCAAGUACUGUUGCUGCAGUGCUGCUACAGCAAUAACUAUGUAUUUUUACCAUAAAGAAAAAAUGCUUUACACAUAUACAUAUAUAAAGUUUUGAAUGUCUACCUAAGCAGCCAAAAUUUACACCGAACUUAGGUAAACCAACCCCAUUCUCCUAUCUUUAUUUUUUAGUUAAAUUCACAUCUAGGUUUCUGAAUUUCAUUAAAUAAUUUAAUUGAAAUAUACCAGAUUCUCACGUUUUUCUACUUCGAAAUCAAAGCACAUAAGUCUAAUUUUAAAAACCCACUUCUUCAAUAAUAUGUUUAAGUCACUAUAAAAUAUUUACUCCUUAACCUUACCAAUUUUUCACGAAACAGAAUAUCAGGGAUGAGUUAAAGUUAAAUAUAAUAACCAAAGAUAUGUUUGUUCCAUUACAACAACCUUCAGCUAUCAACAACACAUCAUCAUAUGCAUUAUCUUAAUUUCAUUAACCAUAAUCUCCCACCACUGUCUAUUCAAUGAAUACUGCAGCCCAAGUGUCAACAGCAAGGACGAAAUAUAUUUUAAAGAGCACUAAAAGACGUCAGAUGGAAAUGCAAAUAUACAUAUGUGUGUGAACGUGUAAGCUUUUCCGCAUAGCUUUUAAGAAAUUGUAUAUGCAGUACAUAAUAAAAAUUAAGCCAGGGUAUCUACGUACGAUUAAAAUAAAACAAAUGAAAAAAUACUGCAAUUGAAAACACAUAAACGGCAUAAUGUGUCAUAUUAGACAUAUUUUUGUUUUAAAAAAUGUAUGUACAUAUGUGCGUGCAAAUGCAGUAAUAAAAGCAGUAGUGUGGAAAUAAUUAAAUCGAUUUGUUUGGAAACUCAAUUGCGUAUGUAUGUAUAUGUAGGUAUAGUUGUAGUUUUAAGCUUUUAUAAAAACAAAAAAUACUAUUAAAAAAAAUUCACUUAAAUCUUAUAAUAGUUAUAGCACAUUGUAUAUGUAUAUACAAUAAUGUAAUAUAUAAAAAUGCAAAUAUAAGUCAUGCAUGCAAUUAUGCGUACAACCAUACAUAUGUACAUAUAAGGCCCGCGUAAAUAACUAAAUCAAUGUUAAACCGAAUGAUUGUGACACAAAAAAUAACUGCAACAUUUAAUUAUAUAAACACAUUUAAUCUUAUACUUACUUGCAUAUGUAUUAAAUAGUAAACUAUGCUAUUCGACAAAUUGUACAUUCAGACACAACGAUGUUAUAUUAUUAAGCACUUAAUGAUUUCAUGCAAAUGGUUGUCGGCAUAUUGUUUUAACGAUAACGAUAUGUCAUUAAUUUGCCGCACAAAAUUGGUUAAUUCUAGGCAGUAACAAUACCUACUAAUGUACGCAUAUGCACUCCAAUCAUUCAAGAGUUUGAGUUUUAAGUACUUUGUACUUGAUUUAAAUGCAACAAACAACAAAUACAAUACGUCAUUUAAAACAAAA